Orbilia oligospora ATCC 24927 is the source of this 1572-nucleotide messenger RNA. RefSeq lists its product as uncharacterized. The transcript is spliced from 3 exons. NCBI's taxonomy places the organism in Eukaryota, Fungi, Ascomycota, Orbiliomycetes, Orbiliales, Orbiliaceae. The record is from RefSeq and is a predicted model, not a curated record. Gene Ontology annotation, cellular component: alpha DNA polymerase:primase complex. Gene Ontology annotation, biological process: DNA replication, synthesis of primer. The coding region runs from base 1 to 1572 and encodes 523 amino acids.
AUGCUAGGUCGCGAUGCUAUCCGGCAGAAGAAAAGAGAGGAUCGUAAAGCGGCGUACGGGAAUAAGCUAGAUGCUACAUCAUCAUCAUAUCCAAACAAGGGUUCGGGAUUACCCUACCCUCAUCGUUUAAACUUCUAUACCGACCCUCCAAAGGAUGAAGUUUCGCUCGAGGAGUUUGAACAAUGGGCUAUCGAUCGGUUGAAAGUACUCGGAGAAAUCGAAACCUGUCAAUUCCGCAAUAACACCCCUACAGAAAUCGACACCACCCUACGAAAACUCCUCGACAAAUACCUCCCCUUAAACUCCAACUCCUCAAUCCCGGAAAGCGAACGUUCGAAUCCUAGAAGAUUCUUGGGUUUAACAAAUGAACGUAAAAAGGACCAUUACAGCCACUUCAUCCUCCGUCUUGCAUUCGCAAGAUCGGAUGAUCUUAGGAGAAGAUUCACAACGACAGAAAGUAUAUUAUUCCGUCAUAGGUUUACUACGGAUAAUACGAUCGAACGGGCGGAGUUUAUGGAUUCUUUGCAGUUGAAUUCUGAGGUUGUGGGGGAGGCUGAGAAGGUUUCGUUGGCGGAGGAGUUGAAGGCAGUUUUGAUCAGUGGCAGUAAAAUGCCGGCUGAGAAGGCGAGGCAGAUGUUCGAACAGGAACAAUAUUUGAAGGUGGAUUGGGAUAGGGUGUCGGAUUUGGUGGAAGGGAGGAAGGUGUUCUUGAGGAGGGGGUAUGCUUAUGUACCCAAUAGUAUGCUGUUGAGUUUGGUCAUGGCGGAGUUUUCGAAGAGGUUGGAUGAGUCGUUGAUAAAAACAGCGCGCUACCUCCCACACCUCGACGAAGACGACCGACUAAUCCCCAUCCUCAACCACCUCUCCAAAGGUUUCACAGCCCCCGAAUACACCUCUUCAACCUCCUUAGCCUCCCUCUCCGGCGAAGCCAUCACCGCCUCCCAAAUCGACAACCUCUCCUCCCACUUCCCCCUCUGCAUGAAAAACCUCCACGCCUCCCUCCGACGCGACAAACAUCUCCGCCACUUCGGUCGUCUCCAAUACGGUCUCUUCCUAAAAGGUCUAGGCCUCUCCAUCGACGAAGCCCUAAUCUUCUGGCGUCAAUCAUUCUCAAAAUUCACAGACGACCAAUUCAGCAAAGAAUACAGAUACAACAUCAGACAUUCGUACGGUCUUCAAGGUGCCGGGAGGAAUUAUAAACCAUACAGUUGUCAACAGAUACUUAUGGAACAUCCACCGGGUGCGGGGGAUAGUCACGGAUGUCCUUAUAGACAUUUUUCGAUCGAGAAUUUGACGGUGGCGAUGGGGAGGUUGAUGGGGGUGGAGGAUAGGAGUGUGGUUAAUGGGGUUAAACAGGAUGUGGAGGCUAAGAAGUAUCAUUUGGCUUGUAAUAGGGUUUUUGAGUAUUUGCAUGAGAAGGAGUUGAAGAAGAAGGAGGGAGGGGCAGGGAAGGAGACUAUUACGCAUCCUAAUGAGUAUUUUGAUAGGAGUUGGGGGUUGAAGAAUCCUGGGAAGAGAGGUGGGGAUGGGUCGGAGGUGCAGGUUAAGGAUGAGGAUGUGACGAUGACAUGA